Salarias fasciatus (jewelled blenny) is the source of this 878-nucleotide messenger RNA. It is a transcript of the gene timm29, whose product is annotated as translocase of inner mitochondrial membrane 29. Gene Ontology annotation, cellular component: TIM22 mitochondrial import inner membrane insertion complex. The record is from RefSeq and is a predicted model, not a curated record. Gene Ontology annotation, biological process: protein insertion into mitochondrial inner membrane. The transcript has 2 exons. Lineage: Eukaryota; Metazoa; Chordata; Actinopteri; Blenniiformes; Blenniidae. Bases 59 to 790 code for a protein of 243 amino acids.
UAGACUACAGCACCGAGCAGACGCCAUUUUGGCUGCGGGAGCGGGCCAGGCGGAGGACAUGGCUUCGGCGCGGUUCCCCAGGAGGACGCUGUGCUCUGCGGCGGAGCGAGCGGCCGCUCCGGGCUGGAGGAGCCGCUGGGACCGGCUGAAGAACACCAAAGCCGGAGUGUGGUGUCGCAGCCUGCUGUCGGACUACCGGGACGCCUGCCGGGACGUGGUGCAGGACGCCUGGGCCCGCCCCCUCCGGGCGUCCCUGAUGGCGUCCCUGGUGGGGGGGGGCUGGCUCUGUGUCCAGCUCAAGCCGGACUACCCGUCCUUCGAGGCCCGCCUGCUGGAGCACUCCACCCGGCUGGGCCUGCUGUCCCCGUGGACGCGCAGCGCCGCGUCCGACGGCCACGUCCAGAGCGUGGCCAAGCUGCGGAACGAGGGCCGGCUGCGGUACGCCGGCCUGGGGCUGCUGUCCGUGGUCUACCGGGCCGACUACGACGGCGCCGCCGCCCUGUACGAGGCGCGCUGCUCCAGCCUGGCGGCGCCGUGGCGGGAGCUGCCCGCCCGGCUGCUGGACGUGGGCUUCGCCGGACGCUGGUGGGUCCUGGACUCCAAGAUGAAGGACUACGACGUCAACGAGGACGAGUUCACACAUCUGCCGCCUCACAUGCGGCUGACGGCGGUGCCCGGCGUCCAGCAGGUGGACGAGAACGAGAGGCUGCACCGGGAGUCCUGGACGCCGCCGUCUGUGGACACCACUGACUCUGACAGUGAGGAGGGACAGAGGGAGGACAGACAGUGAGGGGGACAGCCUGCUCCUGCUGUUGUCUUGAUUUCGCUGUGACUUUUCUGGGUCAAUAAACAUCUUCAGAAGUGUCAUCCGAGCCUCA